CUUUCUAAGUGGAGCUGGUCUCCACAAGCUUGCUGUAAUACCGGGGACUGGGAAUUCUACUAAACUCAAAAUUCAAAUAGAAUCCUGAACUGAAAAAAAGUUAGAAGCUCCCAAGGGGGAGAAGAAGAUUUUUUUUUUACUUGUUUUUCCCCCCUUUUUUAAGCAUCUCAUUUCCACUUGGAAAUUAAGGCAAAUUAACAGAUAAGGUUCCUCUAAAAGUGAAAGAGGACAAUCAAAAGAGGACACCACCCGGAGUGGAACUAUACCUUUAGAUUUUCAAGAGUCAUUAUCACUGAAAGAAAGAAUGGAUAUGUACCAAGCAGCAGCUUCAACCAGAAGUCAAAGCUCCACAGCACAAGUCCUGAAAGAGUCGGAAAUGUGUUCGGUGCCUGGUGGAUUGGCGAAUAUGAAGAAACAGUUUGAAACGUCUGAUGUAGCGUCUUCACAAAGCACCUUGACUCAAUAUCAGUAUCAGCACAAAGCCGUGAAGGAAACAAGGAAAAGUAAUCAAGUUACAUUCAUGAGCAGCUCUCAGUCUGCUGAACAACAUGUCUCUCAAAGUGAUUCCCAAUUUUUAGCUACUGGGGCAGAACAGGUAUCUGUUCAUGAGCAAAGUACCCAGGAGAAAAGCAGAACAUCUAAUUAUAAUCAUGAAGCUGAUGGAGUAGAUUAUAAAGAAAUCCCAAAGAUCUCUACACAGGUUCUAAAGGAACAAUUUGAAAGACCAUUCAAGGAAAAGGACAUUGCACAUGGAAAAAAAACUAAGAUUUAUAAUGACUAUCCAGAAUUUGAAUGGCCAGUGGUUAAUACCAACCUCAGUAACUCGACUAGCAGAGUCGUUGAUGAAACAAGUGCAGCAACAUCAGCAGAACAUACAUCAACAUCUGCUAAUGCUGGUUCUCUUCAUUUUGGAAGUUUAGAAGAAUUCCCACCACCUCCUCCAGACAUUUUAGAGACACCAGAUAUGACAGAAUUUUCCCAGUCCCCAGAACCUGCAAGCAACACAGAACGACAAGUGCCAACAGCAUCAAAAGAUGUAUACUCGAAGCAAAGAAACCUGUAUGAGCUGAAACGAUUGUACAAACACAUACACCCAGAAGUUAGAAAGAAUUUACAAAAGGAAUUUAUAAGUGAUGUAACUGACAUUGUGGCAAGCCAAAGAGAUCAAAAAAGUAUAGUAUCAAGUGAAGUGCAACAAGCUAAGUAUGCAUUUGAAAAUUCAAGAGAUAGUCCACAGAAAUGCAUGAGUCCUGAAAGAGAAUAUCUAGAGUGGGAUGAGAUAUUGAAAGGGGAAGUUCAGUCUAUGAGGUGGGUCUUUGAAAACCAACCUCUGGAUUCAAUUAAAGAUGACUCACAAGAGCAAAGCCAUUUUAAAAGUAUCGGAGAACAGGAAAUUAUAGCUGGUGGAGAUGUAAAGUAUACAACAUGGAUGUUUGAGACACAACCAAUUCAUGCAUUGAGUGCAGACAACUCUGACUCAUCUGAAGGUGUUGAAAAAGUUCCUGAACUUGCAAGAGGAGAUGUUCGAACAGCUACCUGGUUAUUUGAAACACAACCAUUAGAUGCCCUGAAUAAGAUUUACAAGGAGAAUGACUCAUGUGAAAUGCUUCAUUCUCUAGAAGAAAUAACAGGAGGGGAUGUAAAAACUGGAAAGUAUUUAUUUGAAACUCAGUUUAAUGAUAGCAAUUUUGGUAUUGUGGAUGAAAUGAAUAUGCUUCGACUCAGGUCAGAACUACAAGAAAUUAGGGGAGAUGUUAAAAGAACCAUAAAACAGUUUGAAACAGAACCCAAGUAUGUAUUGAAAGAUAGCUCAGGCAAAGUACUUGAAAUUAAAACUGUAUGCAAAGAGGACAUUGAAAAAGGAGAUGUUAAAACUGCACGGUGGAUGUUUGAAACUCAGCCGUUGGACACAAUAAACCAAGAUGAAGUUAAGGUUGUUCGAGGCAUAUCUAUGGAAGAAAGUGUUAAAGGUGGUGUAGGGAAAGCAAAAUGGCUAUUUGAAUCUCAACCUUUAGACUCAAUUAAAGAAGAACAAACAUCUGUUACUGAAAAAGAAGCCAUUAUUGGUGCUGAUGUAUACCAAAAAUGUUGGAUAUUUGAAACAAUUCCAAUGGAUUUGCUGAAGGAUAAAGAUAAUGAGAGACCUCUCCAAGGUGAGGAGAUAAUAGGUGGGAAUGUCAGUGAUACAAAAAAUUUAUUUGAAACUGUACCAAUUGAUGAGUUGAAAGAAAGUAUUACUGUUGGCAAACUUAAACAGGUUAUUACCACAGAAGAGGAAAGAGGAGAUGUGCAACAUCAAAGAUGGAUUUUUGAAACAAAACCUCUAGAACAUAUUAGAGAGGAAAGGAAAGAUUAUAUCCGCACUGUGCAGCUAGAUGAAAUCCAUAAAGGAGAUGUAAACAGCCACAAACUUGCUUUUGAGAAAGCAGAUUGGAAAAAUUUAGAAUUUUCUUCUAAAAUUCAAGUUGAAGAUGUUAAUACGGGCUCUGUAACACUUAACAGAAAACUUUUUGAAACAACACCUUUAUAUGCUAUCGAAGAUCGUUUUGGACAUUAUCAUGAAGUCCAAACUAUUCGUCAAGAAGAGGUUGUAAGAGGUGAUGUAAGAAGUUGCCAAUGGAUGUUUGAAACAAUACCCAUUGAUCAAUUUAGGGAAAGUGUUGAAAACUGUCAAAUUAUCAAAGGAAUCUCUUCCCAGGAAAUUGUUUCUGGUGAUGUAAAAACUGGAAAAUGGCUUUUUGAAACUCAGCCUCUGGAUGCAAUCAAAUAUUUUAGUAAUGUAGAAGAUGAAGAAAUUACUAAAGAAAAUAACAGUGAUAUUGUUAAAGGAGAUGUUAAGGCGUGUACAUGGUUAUUUGAAACCCAGCCUAUGGAAAAUCUUUAUGAAAAGGAAGUCAAGAAGACUAUCAAUGAGGACAUUCAAAAAGGAGAUGUAAAAACAUGCACGUGGCUUUUUGAAACCCAGCCACUAGAUUCUAUACAGGAUGAUUCUGAGAAAAGUAUGAACGAACACGUAAGAAAUGAGGAGAGAAUUCAAGGAAGCGAUGUCCAAACAGUUUGCUUUCUUUUUGAGACACAAAAUUUAGAAGAUAUACAAGGAGAAGAUAAAAAAGACUUUAAAAGAAUCGUUGAAAUUGAUGUCCAAAGUGGUGAUGUAUCCACUAUGAAAUAUAUAUUUGAAAACCAGCCCUUGGAUAAGAUUAGCUUAAGUUCAGAAGAAGUACUACAAAAAAUAAAAACCAUGAAACAUGAGGACCUUCAGAAUGGAAAUGUCUUAAAUUGCAGAUGGCUGUUUGAGAAUCAUUGCAUAGAUGAAAUCAAUGGCAACCUAGAAGAAAACAAAUCAUCUUAUGCUAUCAUGGAUGUGCAAGGAGGAAAUGUAAGGAAAGGGUGUUUUAUUUUUGAAACAUUUUCCUUAGAUCAAAUAAGAGAUGCAAGUACUGAAGACUCACUUACAAAAACAGUUGGUGAAAAUGAGAUAAUGAAAGGGGAUGUUAAAAAUUACACAUUGAUGUUUGAAACUCAGCCUCUUUAUGCUAUUCAAGACAAAGAAGGAUAUUACCAUGAAGUUACAACAGUGAAGAAAGAAGAAGUAUCUCACGGAAAUGUCUGUGGAACAAGAUGGCUGUUUGAGACAAAACCUUUGGACUCUUUUAAUGAAUCAGAUGAAGUUUUUGUUAUUAAAGCAGUCACCCAAGAGGAUAUUAAAAAAGGAGAUGUCAACUCUGUGAGAUGGAAAUUUGAAACACAGUCAUUGGAUGCCAUUUCUGAUGAUGUCAAAGCACAAUUCCGUACAGUUGAUUAUGUUGAAGGUGGUAAUGUAAAAGCCAAUAAAGAGCUAUUUGAGAAUGAAGAGAGCAAAAACCAGUGUGUGAGAACGGUAAGCAUUAGUGAAAUUAAACAUGGAAAUGUUAAGACUUCUACCUGGCUGUUUGAAACACAUACCCUUGAUGAAAUUCACACAGAAGAUUAUCACAAUUUAAAAACAGUAGCAAUGGAAGAUAUCCAUAAAGGAGAUGUCCAAGAAGCAGUGUGGCUUUUUGAAAGCCAAAAUCUGGAUUCAAUACGAGAUGAUGAGGAAUAUGUUACCAAUAUAAGAAAAGAAACAAUUCCACAGGCUGAUGUUAAAACAACAACAUGGUUGUUUGAAACAACACCUUUGCAUGAAUUUAAUGAUCACAAACUAGAAAGAGAAGAUAUUGUUGGUAAAAGCAUCCAUGAAACAUUAAAAGAGCUCUAUAGCCAAAACAUAGUGGAAUCCCAUGGGAUAAUAAUAGAAGCAGAUGAAAUUGGUGAUGUGCGUAUGGCUAAAUACCACCUCAUGAACAAAGAAACACCAGAAAUACAAAAAGAAGAAAUUAUAAGUGGAGAUCUUCAACACAUAAUGAUGAAUUUACUAUCACAAAACUCAACCACAGAAAGAAUGGUUCAGUUAAAUGAGGAAGAAAAAGGCAACAUUACUUUAACAAAAUCCCAGCUAUUAAAUCAGUCAUCUGAUGCUCAGAUUGAAAGAGAGCAUAUUACAGGAGGUGAUAUACAAGAAGCCAUUAAAAACCUUUUUGACAGGGAUGAUUUUAAAAAACAGGGGAUACUAAUUCAGGAAAGUGAGAAAGGGGACAUUAAAAUGACAGUUUACUCUCUUCUUAACCAAAGUGACAACACAAACUUUCAGCGUGAUGAAGUUCUUGGAGGUGACAUAAAACGCACAAUUUAUAACUUGAAAUCCUCUGCAAUGGACAACGAAAGAUCAGAAAAAGUAAAAAUAGGGGAGUCAGAAAGAGGAAAUGUCCAGUUUUACACAACUUGUAUUGAAUCUGGAGCCUUAGAUUAUUUAAAAAAAUUACAGCGGUCAUCGGAAGAUAUAAUCGAAAGAGAAAGUGAAGAAAUCAUUGGAGGUGAUGUUGAAGGUACAAAGCUAUUACUGAAGAAACAGCAAUCUCCAGUGGAGCGCACUGUUGAUGAAACAGACAUCAUCCCUGGAGAUGUAUAUAAUACAGUUAAGGUUUUUAUGACAGAGCCUGAGAAUAAAUUGUUUGAUGUAAAUAAAGAAGAAGUUGUAAAGGGUAAUUUGAGAGCAACCUUACAAUCACUUAACCAAGCUGUAAAUCAAGCUGUGCUUGUCGAGAAAGAACAAAUUAUUAAAGCUGAUCUCCCUGCAACUCUGAAGUCUCUCACUGAAUCACAGUAUCAAGUGAGAGACAGUGAAAAGCCAGAUGUCAUUCCUGGUGACAUUCAAGGAACCAUUGAGUCUCUUGAAAAAGCAGUGAAAACAAAGAUGGAGUUUGUGAGAGAGGAUGUUAUUAGUGGCAACAUUGAAGCAACAUUAAAAUCUCUAAAAGAAUCACAACAAACCAUAAAACACGCAGAGAAAGAGACUCUAGUUAAAGGUGAUGUAAAUGCUGCAGUGCAAAACCUUCUAGAAUCAUGUUCAGAAAAGAAAACUACUCAACAUCAAGCAAAUGUGAGCAAUGUGAAGGGCACCUUGAAGACUUUGUUGCAGCCAUCAUUUCAAACAACUCAACGAAGGGCAAGUGUGGAAGGUAAUGUUAAGAACACAAUCAAACAUUUUUUGCAGUCUACUGAAGAAACCCAAUCUGAAAAUGAAAUGUUCAUUAAAAAUGGAAUAUCAGGUGAGAAUAUAAUAUUUGAAGGUCAGAGUGACCAAACUGUUGCAGCAAAAAAUGAUUGCAGAAAUCAACAAAGCAUUAAUUCUUCACGGCAAAAUGUUAUUGAAGCACAUAACAUCUUUGUUGAUAAUGCAACUUUGAAAAAUGACAUGAAGUUGGAAAUGAAUGAUAUAUCUAGCUAUGAUAUACAUAACACGGAUGCAUUCUCUAGUGUGGAAGAAAGAAAAUUACCAAGAGCAAAACAUGAAACAUGCAAAACACGGGAUGAACAUAACACAGUAUCUGAUGUUCAAAACGCAGAAAUGAUAUCUGAAGGUAAAAUAAGUUUACUUCAAGGAUUUAAUGAAGGACAUAUAGAAAAAACACACACAGAUCUAAUCAAUCAAACUAAGGUGAUGCAAAAGGAAAAAUUGUCAGCCAGUGUAAGUAUGUCUAAAUCCUCUACAUAUAAGCAACCUAUCAAUGUGAUUAACAAAAGAAGUCAUCAUGCAGCAGACCAUGUUCAAAAACAAGUCACUAGCCAACAGACACAGCAUGCCCAGCAGUCAAGAAAAACUUUUGCCAAGGGUGAGGCGCAUUUUCAACAAACUCAAUCUUUGGAUUCACUCAAUAAUAAUGUUGAAAAUGCAGAGGAUGUGCAGAACAUCAAGCAAAAACACAGAAAAGCAAAAGAAACAGAAAAUGUAGAGAUGGUCCACAUUGUCAAAAAUAAAUCUGCUCAAGAGGCUCGGGAAAAAAGCAAAAUAGUAUCCUCCAGGGGAAAUCAUCAACAUCUAACAAAGAAUCAGAUUGAUUCUGCAAAUAUAUCAAAACAGAUUGAGAGACCUGAAAUUUUCUUCCUUCCUCCAUCACCAUUACCACAGACAUCAUCCAGUCAGCUUCCAUUGCCACCUCCACCACCACCUCCACCACCACCAUUACCAGUUGUUCGAUCCUUUAAGUAUAAUGAUGAGCCUGAAUAUUUUCCUUCACCACCUCCACCAGUAGAUGACAAGUUAGAUAAUGAAAUGCUUACACCACCACCAGAAACACCUCCACCACAUAUACAGCAUAAAGAUGUAGCUAAUAGAAAAGUGACCUUUCUACCAUUAGAACAGAGGACAUCACAAAGUGAACAGCUGCAGUCAUAUUCUAAUAUUGCAAACCAAACAGGGAUUUCUGUGUCCCAAAUGGCCUCCAAGACAGAGCAAAUUAGUAGAUUUUCUGAAAAACAAACAUCUGUUUUGCCACAGAAAUCUAGACUACCUAUUUUCCAACCUAAAAUUGGAGAUCGGUCAGAAACCAAGAUAAAUGAAAGUAAAAACAUCCAAAAAAAGUCCACAAUUUUACGAAAGGAAAGCACUAGUCACUCACACAGUGAAACAUCUGAACAUAUACGACAGCAUGGAUUACAGAUAACUAGUCAAGGAACUAUGGAAUCAAAGAAAAAUGUUUUUUGUUCACCACAAAUAUCUCAAGUAUCAAAACCUGACAUCCCUCCAUCAAAACCUUCAAUCAAUGAACAAAUAUCAAUUACAAUCAAGGAAGACCAAGUAAGCGCAAACAAGUCACAUGCUCAAGACAUUGAUCAGGUUAGAUGUGACAAAGAAUUAGAAAAAAUUGAACAAAGUUUGAAACCCAAGAAAAAGGUUGUUUUUUCACCACAACUAUCACCAGCAGUGAUCGGAACAUUGCCAAUAAAACCUGCAAUUACAAAAACUGGUGAAUAUUUACUUCCCUCCAGUAAAAUGGUCAUGGCGUCAGUUGAUGAAAAAGUAAGCACAAGUCAGUUAAAUGCAGAAGACAUAGAUCAGCACAUAUGUGAUCAGGAAUUAGUAAAAAAUAAUGAGGAAACAUUAAAAGACAAGAAAAAAGUAGUUUUUUCACAAAAAUUGUCCACAUCUCCACCCCCAAAAUGUAAAACAGACAAUAAAACAGUCAAUCAAGUGAAUGAAAGUAAGAGACAAAGCUUGGAGAUAGUUAAGUCAAUUGAGACACACAAUAUAAAAGCUAGUGAGUCAAGUGAGCAAGACUUGGAUCAACUGGCAUGCGAUCGUGAACUAGAAAGAAUUCAUGAAGAAUCUUUGAAACCAAAGAGAAAAGUGUUUUUUCCACCAAGAAUUUCUCCAGCAAUUAGAACUGAUACUCCAACAGCAAAGCCUAAAACAUACAUUAGAAAAUUUAAAACACCUCUUAUGAUUGCAGAAGAAAAGUACAGACAGCAAAGGGAAGAAAUGGAGAAUAAUAAAGCAAAGGUUGUAUCUCAGGUUAUUUCAACAACUACCAUCAAAUCAGAAGCAAAUCAUGUCACCAAAGAUUUGGAAUCAGGAAAUUCUAUAUUGAAAAUGUUAGAAAUAUCAUCAAAUGACUUUGGUCAUGUCAAUGCCCAAUUAAAUGCAAGAGAAAAUACAAUUUCCAGUAAGGAGUUUGAACAGAAUUUUAAUACAAGGAAACAUGAACCUGCUACACUAACAGUAACAUCAGAUCUGAGUAGUCUUUCAAAUACAGCAUCAACACAAGAAGAACAAGUGAAACAGGAACAAACUUUGAAGAUCAUUCAGGAAUAUAAUAUUGUGCAGCAAACAAAGGAACAGCUUAGCAAAUCAGAAAUAUCUAACAAAGUUGAUGAGUUGGAACUGGUCAAGGACAGUAGUAUUUCGCCUAAACCUGAAGUAACACAUGUUGAUAAACACAUUCAAAAUAAAAGCAAGUCAGAAAUGAAGAUGAAACAGAUACAACAUACUGGAAAUAUUUUACAAAAUGAGAGUACAAAUGUACAGAAAAAACGAGAUGCUGAAGAAAAACACAAAGUACGUUUCAGUGAAAAGCAGUUUAGCCAAAAAGUAAACGCACAGUCAAUUUCACAAAGUUCGGAACAACACCUGAGUAUAUCAAGAAAGAGCCAAACUCUGUCCAAUGAGACAGAAACACAAAAAGGGCAAAUCAAGCAUGUAGGUAUCUCAGUAUUCAAAGGAGCCGAAUCUCCAAGUCCACCAAUCUUAAAGAAAGAACAGGAAGUAACAGAACAGAUUAAAAUGGAUAGUGUACAAAAGCAAAAAAGUAUUGGUGUUCAUGAACAUUCUGAAAAGUCAAAGAGCUUCAUUGCACAAAAUAAAACAUCUCCUCUUCCUCCAAAAGAGACAAUUCAAGAAAACAAAGUGAGUUCUCAAUAUAAAACAUCUCCUCUUCCUCCGAAAGAGACGAUUCAAGAAAAUAAAGUGAGUUCUCAAAAUAUUGCAAAAGAAAGGCAAAUCAAUGAAACAACUGCAAAAAAAGAAAUUUCUGAAAAGAAACAGCAAAUGUCAUUACUACCAGAAGCACAAAACAAACAUGAAUUUAAUUCCCUGGAUGUAAUUGAGUACAUACGGAAAUGUGAGGAAUUACAGCAGACAGUAUCCAAGGCAAAUAAGCUUGAGUCAGAUCCUCAUACACUGAAUAUACAAACAUUUACAACCUUUCUAAAAAUUGUUCCCACCUGGUUAAUUAACCAAGACAAAAAGAAUGACAUGGCUGAAUUGGCUGCCUCCAAUGAUUCCAGUGGUAUUUCAGAGCAAAUAUCUUACAUUAAAAAUCAUGCAAUGAACAUGCAUUCAUCUUUUAAAGAUAAUAUACACACUGCUAUGAAGUCUUCCACCACUGCUAAAAGUAGACUGGAAUUGAGUGGUCAGAAUACUGUAUCACAGAAGCAGAUCAGCACUAUUUCCAGAAAGGUCGAGAAAGCCAAUCAAGUAUUUCAAGAGAAAUCAAAGAUCAGUAAGGAUCUUGGGAGAUUCUCUAGUGAUUUCAAACAAAUGGAUUAUAGGGCAUGUUCUCCUUCCUUAAAAACACGAUCUCCAUCGCCUACAUACAUAACAAUAGAGUCAACUAUGAGACGAACAGACUCACCCCAGAAAGAAAGGCAUUUAUCCCAAUCUCCUUUACAGAAAGAUUCUGUAACAGUACCUAUGCCACCAAAAAGAUCUAUGACACCUAAAACAACAUCGUCCUCCCCAACACCACAAAAGAACCGUUCUGAACAACUGGCAAAGCUGAAAGACACAACUGCAAAGCUAUCACAUGGGACAGCACAGGCACGAGCAGUCACCCCAGUUCCCAUUGUAAUUGAAAAAAAGUGUGAAAUUAUACACUCUCCUGCUACUCUAAGAAGACAGUUCAAAAUAGAAAGCCAUACCAAAGGCUCAGUAAGCAUCACACCUACACCAGCCAGUGAGGUUGCAUUUAGUACAUUAGAGGACAGAAGAGAAAUACAUGAAGAAGUUAGAAAAUCAGAAUUGCAUGAAACGCACCUACAGCAAGAUCCAAAACACAUUCCAAAAUGGCAAGGUACAGAUAUGGAUAGUUUGGAUGUAAUUUCAGUCACACAGAAAUUUGAAGUUCCCACAAGUCAUGCGUUCGAAAGGAAAGACACAAAUGUUCACUCAAGAGAGGAAGCAAAUUUACAAGAAAAGUCAGUAACAGACAGCAAGGCUAAAUUGCACAAGUCAGAUGAAAUGAGCUCUGGAAAAAGUGCAUUUAGGACAAGCAAAGGUACAUUUCAAACUGAGCAGAAGAAAGUGGUACAUCAAGGAAUCCAAAAAUCAUUUUCCGACGUCUCAGAAGUAAAGUCUUCUCCGCAUGAUAACAUGAAAGGAAAAACCAGAACUGUUCCGAUAAAACAGUUAAAAGGCCCUAAAGGAAAUGCUUCUCAGCAAAUAUAUGUAAAUAGGCAACAUGAACACAGAGAACACAUACUAAACCCAGUGUUACAUUCUGAAACAAUCUCUGUCACUGAAAAGGUUUCUGGUAUAGGAACAGUAGAAAGCAAUCUAGGCAGAAUCAGAUCAUCACUCAAUGCUGAUGGUAUAGAGUCUGGAUUUGAGUUUAAACAUGCACCUCCAACAUAUGAAGAUGUUAUAUCUGAACACAUGCUAGACAUUUCUGCUACUGAGUCCCCAGAGGAAAUACUAAAGAAUUUUCAAAAGACAUGGGAAGAAAGUGAAAGGGUCUUUAAAAGUCUAGGCUAUUCUGUCUCGGACACAGCUGAAAUAAGAAGUAGCUACCAUCAGGAAGAAUUUAUUACUGAAAAUGCUGCAUCAGGAAAAGGAAGUUUGCAUUGUUUGUCAAAAGAAGGUUUAUCCAAUGGAAUCCCUAACAGCAGACAAGCAGAUCUUUCAUAAGAAUUGCUUCGGCUGCAGCCACUGUGGCAGUAAAUUAAGCUUAGGAAAUUACGCAUCUCUCCAUGGAAAAAUAUACUGUAAACCCCACUUCAAGCAACUUUUCAAAUCAAAAGGAAAUUAUGAUGAAGGU
This is a messenger RNA of Pelobates fuscus (common spadefoot toad), 10892 nucleotides long. RefSeq names its product xin actin binding repeat containing 2 (gene XIRP2). Gene Ontology annotation, biological process: actin filament organization; actin cytoskeleton organization. Gene Ontology annotation, molecular function: actin filament binding. The transcript has 9 exons. Gene Ontology annotation, cellular component: focal adhesion; stress fiber. The record is from RefSeq and is a predicted model, not a curated record. NCBI's taxonomy places the organism in Eukaryota, Metazoa, Chordata, Amphibia, Anura, Pelobatidae. Bases 305 to 10762 code for a protein of 3485 amino acids.